Molecule: messenger RNA, 2222 nt
Organism: Zingiber officinale
Lineage: Eukaryota; Viridiplantae; Streptophyta; Magnoliopsida; Zingiberales; Zingiberaceae
Product: TBC1 domain family member 15-like
Exons: 15
Coding region: 149-2059 (636 amino acids)
Biological process (GO): activation of GTPase activity
Molecular function (GO): GTPase activator activity
Source: RefSeq, a predicted model, not a curated record
AGAAUAGCCAUUUCUCCCUUUUCUCCUCUGCGAUCGCGAUGCACGAAACAGAGUUGCAUGACCUCUCCGACGAUUCAGAUUAUGCCGCUGCUUCCCAAUACGCUGUACGCAUCGACAGAUCGGUCUCCGGCUAAUCGGUUCGACGAGCAUGAUGAGGAUCGAUUCGGGGAAGAGCGUCGCCAGCGAAUCUGGUCCAAUGGAGGUCGUUUAUUUGAAAGACAACGUGGCGAUCCACCCCACGCAGUACGCCUCAGAGCGCAUCACCGGGCGAUUGCUUCUUUUUAAGCAAGGACCAUCCUUGUUCCUGUCGUGGAUACCUUAUAAGCCAAGCACGGAUGCGGGGGCUGACUCUUUGUGGCAAGGUUCAAGCUCUAUAUCACCGGAAAAAGAUAGGAAUCUGUACACAGUUAAGUCACUUCCCCUGAGUGAUGUGCAUUCCAUUCGGAGGCACACUCCAGCUCUUGGCUGGCAAUAUGUAAUCGUGGUUCUUGCAUCAGGGCUUGCAUAUCCUCCUUUUUAUUUCUACAGUGGUGGGGUUCGUGAAUUUCUCGCUACUUUGAAGCAACAUGUUUUUAUCGUGAGGUCUGUUGAUGAUGCAAAUGUUUUUCUCGUUAAUGAUUUUCAGGACCCCCUUCAGAGGACACUUUCAUCUCUAGAGCUGCCAAGAGCAUCUUUGCACAAACCAAGCAAUUCAUUUUCUUCGCUUGAUGAUUCAGAGAUAGUAAAUGGAGCUAACUAUGGUGGUACUUCUUCUAGUGUUUCUGAGUAUACUAGGCGUCCAAAAAAGUCUCAUGAUCCUGCUCGAGAUAUCUCAAUUCAAGUCCUAGAGAAAUUUUCUCUAGUCACCAAGUUUGCCCGAGAAACAACUUCUCAUCUAUUCCGAGAAAAUCAUGGUGAUUUCCUUAAUGCUCAUGAUAAAAAACAUGAAAUUGAGUAUGUAUCUCUUAACCCAGCAAUUAGUCCAGUUGAUGACGAGAAAAAAACUACAAAUGCGGUCCAGGUGGAUGCAGAUCCUUUGGAGUUUGAGAAGUUACCUCUUAUUUGGGGAAAACAAAGAAAAGACCCCUUGUCCCUUCAGGAGUGGGAGUCUUUCUUUGAUUUUGAAGGACGAAUUAUUGAUUCAAAGGCACUAAAAGAGAGAAUAUUCUAUGGCGGAGUUGAACACAAUCUACGAAAAGAGGUAUGGAAAUUCUUGCUCGGAUACAACGAAUGUGAUUCAACAUAUGCUGAGAGAGAAUACCUUGCUUCAGAAAAGAAGUCCGAGUAUGAAAUGUUAAAGUCCCAGUGGCAGAGCAUCUCUGCUGCACAAGCCAAAAGAUUUUCUAAAUUUAGGGAACGGAAAGGUCUAAUCGACAAGGAUGUGGUGAGGACAGACAGAUCUGUUGCGUACUUCGAAGGGGAUGAUAAUCCAAAUGUUAUGGUUUUGCGUGAUAUACUAUUGACAUACUCUUUUUACAACUUUGACUUGGGUUACUGUCAGGGAAUGAGUGAUCUUCUUUCUCCGAUAUUGUAUGUCAUGAAGGAUGAGUCCGAGUCCUUUUGGUGUUUCACAGCAUUGAUGGAACGGUUGGGGCCCAAUUUUAAUCGUGAUCAGAGUGGAAUGCAUUCCCAAUUGUUUGCCUUAUCUAAGCUUGUGGAGCUUUUGGACAGUCCUUUGCACAACUACUUUAACAAGAAAGAUUGUUUGAAUUACUUCUUUUGUUUCCGUUGGAUUCUUAUACAGUUCAAAAGGGAAUUUGAAUAUGAACAAAUUUUACAAUUGUGGGAGGUUUUGUGGACGCAUUAUUUGUCCGAGCAUCUUCACUUGUACAUGUGCGUAGCAAUCCUGAAGAGACACCGAAAUAAAAUCAUGGGCGAGCAGAUGGACUUCGACACACUCCUAAAGUUUAUUAAUGAACUCAGUGGCAGUAUCGAUCUGGACUGGACGAUCAGAGAGGCCGAGGCAUUGUGUGCCUGUGGCGGAGAGAAUGGAGCCGCAUGCAUUCCGCCAGGAACCCCUCCAUCCUUGCCGAUCGAAACAGAUAUGGGACUUUACCCUCAGGAAGACGAAGUAUUGUAGAAUAUAUUUCCUUCCCUUGGUCAUUUUUUUUUUCUUUUUAUUUUUUCCAUCACAAAUGAAACAUGAUAAUUGAAGGCCUCAAUUACCCCAUUGGCGCAUGUGUUUGUAUUGUGUAUAACUAGAUAUCUUGCCUUCGAGAAACUAUAUAUUGCGUAUUUGCUUA